GAGACCUGAGCAGCUGCUUGAUUGGUACAGUACACCUAGCUAGCUCGCUGUCGCCUUCAUUUGGUUGAACACAUUUUACCUGCUGCUCGCUGUGCUGUGAAUAUUAAUUGUGUUGCAUGAUCUGGUGCUCUCAAUUGCACUUCACCAUGUAGAAAGGAUUCUUCACUAGAAGCCACAGCAGUUCCAAGACACGAUCAAUAGGACCCAAGCCUGUCAUGUGACUAAGUACUCUCCAUCCUCUCUCUGAAUGGUCUUUCCCAGUGAGCGGUGGUGACAGAGGAGCAUGAUGACGGGCCUCCCAGCCCAGACUGACACACAGGAGGAGCUGGCGCGAGGACCACAGCAACCCCAGAGUUCCCAGCAGGAUGGGCGGGGCAGGUGGUGGGACCAGCUCAGAAGGACCUUGCUGACAGUGGGCUACAGCGUCAGCUUCUGUCUGGUCUCACAAAUACUGGGUGUGUGGAUGUUAUACAUGUGCAAUGGCCACGGAGCCUUCUCUGCAGCACACAAAGUCUUGGAUCUUCUGCAGUACCUGGUCUCACCAGCAGAGGCACAUUCUUUAGGGCAGGAGGAGAACUCCCCACACUUACUGAAGGAACUGUGGAAAAUGGAGAGCUUGGGCCCUCUGCUGGCCACAGUUUUUCUAGGAGUAGUGAUCAUCGGCAUUGGGAUUCUAUACUGCUUAAAAACGCUGGCUCCCAGCCCUGCUCAUCCCUAUCCUGAAGACAGGCGUCAGUCUAUGAGCCGUCAGCCCUCCUUCACCUACUCGGAGUGGACUGACGCCAAGCAGGAUCACUUCUUCGACAUGGACCCAGUGCCAGAGACGCCUGUGUUUGACUACUGCAUGGACAUGAAGCCUGAGACCGACCCAGCCACACUGACUGUCCAACCAGUGGGGCUCCAAGAAAGGAGGGGUUCAAACGUGUCCCUCACUCUGGAUAUGUGCACCCCAGGCUCCACUGAGCCCUACGGCUCCGUGCUGUCUCCCCGAGAGCAGUGUGCCCGGGAAUACCUCCAGAAAGCCUCCAACGUGCUGAGCACCAGGGAGCUUCACGAGAGAGCCAUGGACUCCUUCACACUGCAGGCCGAGUUCUUUGAAACCCCAAUGAACUUUGUUGAUCCAAAAGAAUACAACUUCCCAGGUAUAGUGAGGAAGAACCGAUACAAAACCAUUCUCCCAAAUACUCAUAGCAGAGUGUGCCUUAAAUCUACGGAUGAAGACGAUUUCCUCAGUACAUAUAUCAAUGCUAAUUAUAUAAGGGGCUAUGGAGAAGAGGAGAAGGUGUAUAUCGCCACUCAGGGACCCACGGUUAACACUGUCAGCGACUUCUGGAGAAUGGUGUGGCAGGAGCGAUCGCCCAUCAUCGUCAUAAUAACAAAUAUCGACGAAAUAAACGAGAAAUGCACGGUGUACUGGCCUGAAGAGAAGGUGACCUACGAAGGGAUAGAGAUCAUUGUAAACCAGGUCAUACAAGCAGAUGACUACAGUCUAAGACAUAUUACUCUUAAGUGUGAGGGAGAGGAGAGGAGCCUACGACACUACUGGUACACGUCCUGGCCAGACCAGAAGACCCCAGACAAGGCCCCUCCUUUGCUGGAGUUAGUGCAGGAUGUGGAGGAGGCACGGCAACAGGCACCAGAGGAUAGCGGCCCAGUCAUUGUCCACUGCAGUGCAGGGAUUGGAAGAACAGGCUGCUUCAUUGCCACCACUAUUGGCUGUAAACAGUUAAAGAACGAGGGGGUCGUGGACAUUCUUAGGACCACCUGCCAGCUGCGUUUGAACAGAGGAGGGAUGAUCCAGACCUCUGAACAAUACCAGUUUGUCCAUCACGUCCUGAGCCUCUAUGAGAAGCAGCUCUCUCUCCCGGUAGAAGAAUAAAUAACACUCUCACAGCUUACAGCUCCAAAAAUAGGACUCAGCUACAGCCAUCACCUGCCUGCCAACCUUUGGUAACCACGGUAACCCAGAGAGGGGGUGGGCCCGGAAUCAAGCCCACUCUCGCACUAACGUCUGCUUCACAGUGCGUUCAUUUAUAUGUGUUCAUGGUAUAUGAAGCCAUUAUUGCCCCUUUUGUAUUGGAAGCCCUGCCCAUAAGGUAUAAAGGGCUGUAUGGUUAUCAGAACUUCAGCUUGAGAUAGACAAGUCUUGGAUUCGAGCGACAACAUAUGAUCUCUGAUAAUCACCGAACAGUAGUUCCAUUUUCUACAACAUGAUUUGUUCAAAUACAGAAACUAAGGAAUUUGUUCUCAUUAGUUACACGCUGUAGCUUUUCCUGUUUCUUUUAUGAGAACUUUAUCCAAGCUCAGUCCUACUCAAACAACUGAUGAAAUGACUUGGCUCAUUUCUAGUUACAUCUGUGUGUGUUUUAAUAUUUACUGGGAUAGGACUCACAGCUGCUAUGCUGAAGAUGAACAACCACUUUCCACAUGUCUCCAGUUACCUUACAAUGAGAUUGAAUAUAUUUUACAAUGUUCAGAAUACUAAGGGGAUUUGGAAAUGUCUUCUAUCUACAAUGGUGUUUAUAUCCUUUAAAAAAAUGCCACUUGAAGAGGCACCAUCACAGUGUCUAGCAUGGCCUCCUAGAACAAAUGCUUGGUUGAACAUCCACAAGUUGGAAAGCACAGGCUCCUAAAGGCCCCUCUGAUCAUCAGGGGAUCCCGUAGCUCCUCCAGAAAUCAGUGUAAAGGAGUUCAACCCUUUAUGAAAGGAAUGCCUGAAGACCUUUAAUGGAACUAAACCUCUUUGAAGAGCAACAACAAGGGGGUUUGUGAACUGUAUCAGAGUUAAGAAAGGCCAUUUCACUGUAAACUUCAAUAUGGCUGGAGUCCCAGGGCCUGUGGUAGUUCAUCACAUGACUGACGUGGUUUGUAGAAUGUCUCUUAAGAGUAUUUAAUGUCUGACUUACAACUCAAUGAGUUGUAACUCUGAAGUCGCUAAGCCUAUAGAUGACGGAUCUCAAGGAAUAGGUUAAUCUAGCACAUGUAUUUUUACACAAUGGCCUUACUCUGUCUGUCAGUCUGUCUAUUCCUCCACCGUUAGGCAGCAUAGAGGUUGAGCAGGUAUUCUUUUCUCUGGACAGGUACAUUCCCUUUUGCUCUUAAACAGAAGUUAUGGGGCUUGCAUUAAAUCAGAUGAAUUGCUCUGCUGUAGAGGAGAUAUAUGGAGACGUAUGGGUCUAUUGAAUUUAUCAAAACAGUGUAGACACUGAUUCUUACCCCUUGGAGCGCUAUAGCUACUUGUGCAAGCUGCAGUUUCGUACAGUGGUCAGUUGCUGGUUCACCCUGUUACGCUGCACUAUUUAUAUCCACUGCUGAUUAAGAUAAAUUGAUUCGACUCUGUGUUCUUCAAUAGGACUAUAGCAGCUAAUUUCCAGGUUUCUGUUUUUUUCAAAAUCAGAUCUGGAUCAUGUUGUCAUGAACCAGAUUUUCAACAAGCACACAGGCCUCAAUAGAUGAAAAGUCUUAAUAGCAGCUGAAUAUCUAUCCAGUCUCAAACCAGCAAUACCACUACAUGUUACCUACAUUCCAGGUAUUUGUGCUAUUUUGGCAAUGGAAGCUAUUUGUUUGAUUUUUUUUGUUGAUGUCAGAGCAGGAUAAACAAUGGGAAUGUAUCAUAGUUCACGAUUCACAAUUUUGUGAAACAUAGAGACACAUUUGGCUGGUUCAUUGGGGAAACACGUUCAUUAUAAUAUCAUUUGUGUCAAAUAUAUUAUUCUUGCAAUCCUUUAAGAAAGAGUUUUGUAAAAAGGUUAGAUUACUUGUUUUUUAUGUUUUACAAGUAAUGUAUGUAAUAUGUACAAAAAACUAACUGGUCACCGACAGUCGGAACAGUUCAUUGGCAUAAAUGAACGGGACUGGAUAAUUUAAAGUCCUUGUCAAAUAAGAUCCAGGUCUGUUCCAUCUCACAAAUUGACACUUACCAGUUUUAAAGGUGGCUUGUCUGACUCCAGAUAACUCGUUUUUAGAUAUUCUUACUUGCUAUUUAUAGAAUAGAAUACUAGCUAUAUCCACAUGCAUAUCCAGGAUGAGGAGCUAGGUGGUGUAAUGGGGUUAUGCACUAGAAUUGCAUGCCUUCACCUCUGGAGCUGUGGGUUCUUAUCACAGUGAAAUUAGUUUGCUAGUCUGAACUUUGACCCCAGUGGACACCACCACACAAUUGGUUGUCUCGGGGUGUCAAGGUCAGGUCAAGGUCUUCAUUGCUAAAAAACGGUAUGAUGCUAAAUUGAACUUCUCAAGUAGCAAAAUAAACAUAUAAAGUUAUCUAAUGUGUUUAGUUGAUGGCGUCUCCAAGUUUAGUUUAAAUGUUUGGGGAAAUAGUUUUAAAUUGAAAGUCUUCAUUUUUAUCUAAAUUAUUUGCAGAAUGCUGAAAAUCCACUAUAAUUAUUUAUUUAACAUGAAUUGAAUGUAUUGUAUUUAAUUACAUUAUUUAGUGUACAAAGCAAGACUAGAUUUGAAUCCUAGUUUUUAAAUAUUUAAAUAUUUCUAUACAGUACUUUUAUUUAUUUAAUAUUUAUACAUUUUCUCUUUAGAUGGCUAAAGAUUUGAAUUUUGGGGAAAAUAAAUUAGUUAUGUUCAACUGAAUAUAAAUAACAAUUAUAUUUUACUCACAGCUGCUUAGCACCAAUGGUUUUUAAAGGAAAAUUAUCAUUUUUACUCCAUGGUCUUUGUAACUCUUCUGUUUUACAUCUCUUUUACUUGUGUACUGAUAUUUAUUUUAUUUGUCACAAUUAAUUUCCGGGUGCAAAAGUAGACUUUAUAUACAGUAUAGUAGGACAGGAAAUAACAAUUUGCAGUUGUCUGUGGGGAGUAGGAAAUACUUGAUGGUACCAAGAAAUUGAAAUAUUCAGCUUUUCUGUUAAUAAUAAAGUAAUUUAAUAUGUAAUAGAACACAAGCUAUGGGCAGAGGAAUCAUAGAAGAUUUUAAUGUCGUCUAUGUCUACAUAUGUUCUUAAGUUUCAAGAAUCACCAUGGUAACUUAAUAGAGAAAGCUGAUAUCAAUUUCCAUAUAAGGAUGAUGGUGGGCUCUCUUAAGCCAUCUGUAAAAUGCUUUGCUGUAGGACACUGAAAAAAGGGUUUGAUUUCUCAUUGAAAUUGUACAAAUCCUUGUUUUAAGCAAUGAGCAUUGUGGUGCCUUCAGUGUUUUGUGAUGGACUGCCAUUAUGGGUUCUGACCCAUGUCUGUGAGAUGAGAUGAGGUUAAAAGCUCUAAGACCAUGAAUACAGAAGGGCUUUUGCAUAGUGGUUAAGAUGCUCACUUGCGGUGUGUGGGGUCGCUGGUUAGCGCCCACCCUCCGCCCAUUUACACUCGCGAGCAUACAGUUUUAUCUUAUUAAGAGUCUGUACAUGAUGAAUGCUUUCUCAAUGGUCUGUAACAAAAACAGCCUGAAGAAAUAUAUAUUGAAACUGGUACCUGUGCUUGCUGAUUUCUAAUGUAUGUUUUUAUACAUUUAAAAGGGUUAUAGUUACAGUUUAAAGGACUCUCUUAAGAAGAUCAUUGGAAAAUAAUACUCAGAUGUGCCACUGCAGUUACCCUGGCACAUUAGGAGAAACAGUAAAAUGGCUGUUGUCAAAAGCACUGUAAGGAUCAUAUUUGUAAUGGCUGAUAACAGCAGGUGCUCUCCGAGUACAGGUGGCUGUUAAUGCAGAUUUUACUGUAGAAAUGUAAAACAUUUUAAUUGGAUUGAUUUACAGGAACACUAAAGGUUUUUUGUCAUUUUCUAAUUAUGUAUUUAGCUCAUCAUUUAUUUAGGUUGUGAAGUUCAGGUGGUGAUUUCAAGGGAUUUGCUUCACUUGUGCAGAGUCCGCUGUUAUUGAAAUCUCAGUUUACAGUUAGAUACCAGUGUGGAGCCGGUUUUCUGGGUUUCUUAUACCCCUUUCACACAGACCAUUUAGUGCCGUCUCUGAACCACCUCUCGAACCAUCUCAACUCCUGUGUGAAAGGCUAUGCCGGCACUGAAGCGCUAUAGUGGGGGGCGUGGAUUGAAAGUCAACAUCCCCCGUGACUGUAUACCGGUCGCUUCAUUUUUUUCAAAUACAAUGGCUGAUCAAGAACAAGGUAGUAAUUGGAGGCCGGAAUAAGUUAAGGAAUUGUUAACUUUAUGGGCUGACGAGGAGGUGAAAUCACAAAUAGAAGGGACGGUGUGUGAUGCUGUAAUUUAUGGGCGAAUCACCGUUGCCAUGUAAACGAUCUGUUGACUGACAGGUUUGAAAGUUGUACUCACAUGAUCCCUUUGGCUGUGUGAAAGGGUUAUAACGCUAUUAUACCAGCAUAGAUUGUGCAAUUUCGUGCUGUAUGAAUGGGUAUUUUAAAUAUUUUUUUUAAUGUCUCUGAGAUGGCUCAGUAGCGGCAUUUGUGUGCGAAAGUGGUAUUAGUAGAGAAAAUCAAAUAGCAGGACAAGUGAAAUGGGUUCUAUGGGGUGCUCUUUGGUAGUUUUUCCCAAAGGGAGUAAGAACUUACUUUUCACACCUAUUCUGCAUAAACGUUUCCAGGCUGGCAGAACACGAUCUCUCCAACUGGCGCUGAUGGUGGAAUAUACCUAACGAGUGUCCAAUAAGAAGGACACAAGAGACUUUAAAUCUUGCACUACAUAAAGAAAAUGCAGACUGAACAUGAGGGCUGUGAAUAUAUUAUGCUGUCAGAGAAAAUAGGUGAAUUCAUUUAUAGAUAUCAAUUAAACACAAACAUGAUACAUACAGGCGAUUUUUGCAGAGUGAAUUGCAGAUUGCAGAUGGCUGUUUUUUGAGAAUAUUAAGAAGUAACUGCAGUGUGCUCCCUUAGCAUAGAGACACCCCUACAAGAUGAUUGCCUACAUCAUGUAGGGUAGAGAGGACAUUAAUACACAGCAUCAGCCUUGCCAGAGGUCGUUAAGAUGAGGCUUAAUAUUAUAGAACCUUGUGACCAGUUAUGAAGCAGCAACUAUUUCUAGACAUUUUUUCAGAGGCAUGGUGUACACUGUAGAUUCAAAGACUUUAAUACCCGUUUCGGUUUGUGAUACCAGGUCCAAACCUGACCGAUUUUCUAAACCAGCGAGAUCCAGCUUGACAGUUUUACUGACCAGAAACCAAACAAAAAAAGGAGAUUAUUUUUGUACCUUGGCGACAGUUUAAAACAAACCUGUUUAUUGAAAAUGUAACCAUUUCUGUUUAUUGAAAAUGUAACCAUUUCUGUUUAUUGAAAAUGUAACCAUUUCUGUUGGAAUGUUUCUUUUUUUCAUUCUCUUACCCCUUUCAAUUGCUGUGAUUUGAAAUGUUCUGUUUCUAGUAUUAUAUUGUGAAGUCUCAGCCAUAUUAAAUUAACCAACCUAUAAGUGUUCCAUUAGCAUUCCCAAUAAUAAACUGGAUUGCGUUACAUUGCAUUGGUGUGGGGUGACUUACUGCAUUACAGGGAUAGCACAGGAAGUUCUGAGGGUCAAAAUGUUGUGAGAUAUAUGGGACUGUAAUAAGACCAUUAUUUACAGAACUAAAUUUACAAAAGCUUCUGUCAUGUUUAUUUUAUCAUUCGUCAUUCAUCUUCUCACAUAGCUUGUAUGUUUUUAUUGCAGUUUUCCUGGCUUCCUGUUUGUGAAACACCCUUUUCCUUUUUUCUUUCUUUUUUUUACAAGUGGUUUGAUUUAAAGCACAAAUGGGGAUAGGGAUUAGAUUUUUCAGUGGAGGAAUUCAAUCUGGAUGGUGCACAUGUAUACAGGUGCAUUCAUUGAUCACAUUUUUACUUAUAUUAAUGAUAUACAGUUAAUUCUCAUUAAAACACACUCAGAUUAAACAAACUUCCUGAUAAUACAAUUUUUCUACAUGGUCCCAGAGCAAAUUCAUCAGUCGCAUAUUGUAAAUUACUUCUUAUAAUACUAAUUCACUUAACACAAAUUUCCAGUUUGUGUGAAUUAUUUUGGAGCCCAAAUUUGAACAGCUGAGUGCAAAGGAUAUUGGGAAAUGUAUUCACUUGCAUCCAGAUUAGCACCUCUGUAUUUUAGUGCUGUUUUGGGACUACCGAUCCUAUGAUGCAUUUUGAGUUGCCAUAGUGCUGACACAUCAAUUUCAUUUCCAUGAAGCAGCGCAAAAACGUGCAUUAUCCUUGCAGCCAAAGGUAGAGGUGUUAAAAAGGAUACCAUCAUACAAGCCGAUGAACAGCAAACUGUGGAUGCAAGUCAUCAGUGUUUCCAAUACCCUCAUGUUAAAGAGUAAGUAGUGGGGGUUACAUGUCCCCACGUGUUGCUACAACUGUUUAAAUAAUGCAGGAUGUUAUUGUUAACAUCCUAACAACUUUUUACACUUAUCAUUUUAAAGUCUUUUUCAAAAUGGACAGUGUUGAAGGUGAUUUGGGCCAGUGUAGAUUUGCUGUUGCUUUGCACCAUUCAUUGCACAAGUCUGCAGGCUCAAUCCCCCAUGAACCAAUAGCAGUUUGUGGCGGUUUUCUGCAAAUGUCCCCAUUACCAAAAUCCCCAUGAGACCGUCUUAAUGGACACGUUAGUCAAUGCAGCCAUGGGCACCUAGUAUCUUGCCCCUUAUAAAGUCAAUGAGAUCUUUAUGAUUUGAUUGUUGCUGAAUAGUUGCACUCACUUCUCACACAUCCAAUGUAGAUAAAGUAGAGCUGCAUGUUAAUUAUGCUGCUGCAGGAGCUUCGCUCUGCCCCAUGUGACAAUAUGAUUUUUUCCUAAAUGGCUCACAUCUAGAGAAAGUAAACCUUACCUAUAGAUCAAACAGUCUAAAGGCAGCUGUACCAUCCGUGAAUCCACGUCAUAAUCAUCUGUUUCUACAAGUUCCAGUAGAAGUUUGGACAGUUUUUUAACACAGAAAUGUACGUUUGUAAUUACUGCAUGUGGAAACACAAGUGCUAAUUUAAUAUGGCUAUGUUAAUAAAUGUGUUUAAUUUAUCCCACAGAAAAAAAUAACAAAAUGUAUCAUGCUUUUUCAAAUCAAUUCUAUAAAAGCAUUUACAAUAAUAAGCAUUUUUAUGAUUAAAUGCAAACUGUUAAUGUAAGGACGCUUUUAAUGUAAUUUUAUAUGUAUGUAAAAGGAUGUGUUUUGCAUCUUAAUAAAAGCAGACU
This is a messenger RNA of Acipenser ruthenus (sterlet), 9040 nucleotides long. Its product is annotated as tyrosine-protein phosphatase non-receptor type 5-like. The record is from RefSeq and is a predicted model, not a curated record. The transcript has 14 exons. NCBI's taxonomy places the organism in Eukaryota, Metazoa, Chordata, Actinopteri, Acipenseriformes, Acipenseridae. Bases 284 to 1879 code for a protein of 531 amino acids. Gene Ontology annotation, biological process: protein dephosphorylation. Gene Ontology annotation, molecular function: protein tyrosine phosphatase activity.